AUGGCUCCGCAAGACACCUUCUUCCGCUCGUCGGACAUGAGCUUGACCCAGCUCUACAUCGCCAACGAGAUCGGAAGAGAGGUCGUCAGUGCACUGGGUGAAGUUGGCCAGGUUCAGUUCCGAGAUUUGAACCCGGACACGAAUGCUUUCCAACGGACCUUUACCAAGGAAAUCCGUCGCCUGGACAACGUCGAGAGACAGCUUCGCUACUUCCACGAGCAGAUCGAAAAAGCCAACAUCCCUCUGCGGUCCUCGCACGAGUUUUCUGAUACUCUGGCUGCCCCCUUGGCGUCGGAGAUCGAUGAGCUGUCCGAUCGCAGCGAGAGCCUCGAACAGCGCAUCGCCUCAUUGAACGAGAGCUAUGAGACACUGCAGGAACGUGAGGUCGAGUUGACCGAAUGGCGAUGGGUGCUUAGAGAAGCUGGUGGAUUCUUCGACCGGGCUCACACCCAAACCGAGGACAUCCGCCAAUCCUUCGACAACGAUGAAGCUCCUCUGCUUCGUGAUGUGGAACACCACGCCCCCCGCCAGAACGGAGACACCCAGGCCCAGAGCUUCUCAGAGAUGAACAUUGGUUUUGUUGCGGGUGUCAUCCCCCGGGAGAAGAUCGGAACCCUCGAGCGUGUGCUCUGGCGCACUCUGCGUGGUAACCUGUACAUGAACCAGUCUGAGAUCCCGGAGCCCAUCAUCGACCCAUCGACCAACGAGCCGGUCUACAAGAAUGUUUUCGUCAUCUUCGCCCACGGCAAGAACAUCCUCACCAAGAUCCGCAAGCUGUCCGAGGGUCUCCAGGCUUCGUUGUACGGUGUCGAUGAGAACAGCGAGCUGCGAAGAGACCAGAUCCACGAAGUGAACACCCGCCUCGGCGACGUUGGCAGCGUGCUGCGCAACACCAAGAGCACACUCGAUGCGGAGCUUUCGCAGAUCGCUCGCUCCCUGGCUGCGUGGAUGAUUAUCGUCAAGAAGGAAAAGGCCGUGUACGCCACGCUGAACAAGUUCUCCUACGACCAAGCGCGGAAGACGCUGAUCGCGGAAGCUUGGUGUCCGACCAACUCGCUGGCUCUGAUCAAGUCGACCUUGCAGGAUGUGAACGACCGUGCUGGUCUGACUGUUCCCACUAUCGUCAACCAGAUUCGCACCAACAAGACCCCUCCGACUUACGUGCGGACCAACAAGUUCACCGAGGCUUUCCAGACCAUCGUCGAUGCCUACGGUAUUGCCAAGUACUCCGAAGUCAACCCUGGUCUGUACACGGUGGUCACCUUCCCGUUCCUGUUCGCGGUCAUGUUCGGUGACUGCGGUCACGGUUUCCUCAUGACGAUGGCUGCUUCUGCCAUGAUCUUCUGGGAGAAGAAGCUUCACCGGACCAAGCUGGACGAGCUGACAUACAUGGCAUUCUACGGACGAUACAUCAUGCUGAUGAUGGGUCUGUUUUCGAUCUACACUGGUUUCAUCUACAACGAUAUCUUCUCCAAAUCCUUCACUAUCUUCCCCAGUCAGUGGCAAUGGCCCGCUGACAUCAAGGCUGGCCAGAUGGUUGAAGCGACCUUGAAGGAGGGCUACCGCUUCCCCUUCGGUCUGGACUGGAACUGGCACGAGGCCGACAACUCUCUGCUCUUCUCCAACAGUAUGAAGAUGAAGAUGAGUGUCCUUCUUGGAUGGAGCCACAUGACCUACGCCCUUUGCUUGCAGUAUGUCAAUGGACGCCACUUCAAGUCCAAGGUUGACAUCUGGGGUAACUUCGUUCCCGGAAUGCUGUUCUUCCAGUCUAUCUUUGGUUACCUCGUCCUCACCAUUCUCUACAAGUGGUCCGUGAACUGGCAGGAGGUGGGAGUCAACCCUCCCAACCUCCUCAACAUGCUUAUCUUCAUGUUCCUGAGCCCUGGUUCCGUCUCCGCCGAGGAACAACUGUACCCCGGCCAGGGCACCGUCCAGGUCAUCCUGCUUCUCAUCGCAGUGGCCCAGGUGCCCGUGAUGCUGUUCCUGAAGCCCUUCUGGCUGCGCCACGAGCACAACAAGGCCCGAUCCCUGGGCUACCGUGGCCUCGGUGAGCACUCCCGUGUCAGCGCUCUGGACGAGGAUGGUGAUGAAACCGCGCUUCUGGACGGUCGCACCAGCGACGAGGGUGUGGCCAUGCUCGCCCAGGACAUGGGCGAUGGCGAAGAGCACGAGGAGUUCGACUUUGGCGACAUCAUGAUCCACCAGGUCAUCCACACCAUUGAAUUCUGUCUCAACUGUAUCUCCCACACGGCCUCGUACCUCCGUCUCUGGGCUCUGUCGCUUGCCCACCAGCAGCUCUCCAUCGUUCUCUGGACCAUGACCAUUGGCAGUGCCUUUGAGCAGGAAUCCCCCGUGACGCGUGUGAUCAUGAUCGUGGUCAGCUUCUACCUCUGGUUUGUGCUGACGAUCUGUAUUCUCUGUGUGAUGGAGGGCACCAGUGCCAUGUUGCACUCCCUCCGUCUUCACUGGGUUGAGGCUAUGAGCAAGCACUUUGUCGGUGAGGGAAUUCCCUUUAUGCCGUUCAGCUUCAAGACCCUCCUGGAGGAGGACCCUGUUGACUAG
Messenger RNA from Penicillium olsonii, 2562 nucleotides. NCBI's taxonomy places the organism in Eukaryota, Fungi, Ascomycota, Eurotiomycetes, Eurotiales, Aspergillaceae. The record is from the annotation of a GenBank genome assembly.